AUGAGAACCAUCCUCCCAGGCCUCCCCUCCCCCCACCUUCAAGCCCUAGCAACAGGCUACUGCCAAAAUGCAUCCGAGUCCGGCCCCCGUCGAAUAACCGUCUACAUCUCCGGUCCCGCAAUCUCAAUCCUCUCCCCAAGCCCCGCCUCUCCAUCCCAUCUCCUCCAAACAAUCUACGACGACGACCCAACCCCCCUCCAAUGCGUUGCCCUCGACGAACCCACAGCCAAAAUCGCCGUUAUCACCACCUCUGGCACAGGAAGGAUAUAUAAACCAACAAUCAACACCCUCCUCCCGAUCAACUCCCCCGAGCGUGAGCCCCGCUGGGUAUUACAAGGAACCUUUUCCUCCUCCCCCUCCCCUUCCCAUCCAGCAACCCUCUCCUGGGGCAGCGACGGCGAACUUUUAGUCUCCUCCUCAUCAUCCCUCCAACUAUGGCAGACGUCCCGACCAGAGGGGGAUAUUCAUUUAUCAUGGUCGCAACCGCUCCCUAAUCCAGCGAAAAUGGCGCUGUUGUCGUAUGAUUCGGCGUACAUAGCCUCUGUGGGGCGAUAUGAUAAACUGGUGAAAGUGUGGAGGAGGCUGAGCUAUGGGUCUGGGGGUGCGGGGACGGAGGAGGGCGUUGAUGGGGCGAGGUUUGAUUUUGUGUACUUACGGCAUGGGGAUGUGGUUACCAGGCUUGAGUGGAGGAAGAGGCCAAGGCAUGAGGGGCAGACGGUGGAGAAUGUGCUUUGGACGGUGGACUGCAAAGGAAGAGUAAAGCUUUGGGUUGGCGGGGAUGGGCAUGGGAUGAGGGAGCUGAGGCUUUGGGGGGUGGAGUUGGGGAUGAGAAUGGGGUGGGUGGUUCAGGGGGGGAUUUGA
Molecule: messenger RNA, 861 nt
Organism: Podospora bellae-mahoneyi
Lineage: Eukaryota; Fungi; Ascomycota; Sordariomycetes; Sordariales; Podosporaceae
Gene: RAV1
Product: regulator of (H+)-ATPase in vacuolar membrane
Exons: 2
Coding region: 1-861 (286 amino acids)
Biological process (GO): vacuolar acidification
Cellular component (GO): RAVE complex
Molecular function (GO): protein binding
Source: RefSeq, a predicted model, not a curated record